Messenger RNA from Oncorhynchus masou masou (cherry salmon), 1973 nucleotides. Its product is annotated as glycoprotein endo-alpha-1,2-mannosidase-like protein. The coding region runs from base 170 to 1489 and encodes 439 amino acids. Lineage: Eukaryota; Metazoa; Chordata; Actinopteri; Salmoniformes; Salmonidae. Gene Ontology annotation, molecular function: alpha-mannosidase activity. The transcript is spliced from 4 exons. The record is from RefSeq and is a predicted model, not a curated record. Gene Ontology annotation, cellular component: Golgi apparatus.
UAGAGUGUAGUAGGUAAACUUGUAAGAUAGGCUAACUGUUAUAGUAUACUGCCUAUAUGCUAUACGACGUUUGGAGAAAAGCACGUUAUAUUCACACCGCUGACUUCAGCCGAACACGAACCCCGGUUCACUCCAGCAGGAAUCGCCUCUACGAGACAAUCUAUCCGCAAUGGCCAGGCUGCGGAAGAAAACGUGCAUAGCUCUGUUCUUAUUUACACUCUUCGUUUUCGGAACCAUGAUGGGUUUGAGAACUCUGAAGCCCAGCGAUGGGUUCUCGGACCUGGCCCCGGGGUUGGGCCUCCUGCCGAUGAUUGGAGGAAGGAUGGACCGGCGCUCGGUGUCCCAAGACGCCGUCUCCUCCCCGGGGCAGGUGCGCGCCAAAGUAGUUUUAUCAAACUCGGGACCUGAAGGAACCAUAUUUUACGACGUCCACAUAUUUUACAGCGUGUGGUACGGGAACCCAUCGAUGGAUGGCAAAUACAUGCACUGGGACCAUGUCCUCGUGCCACAUUGGGACCCCAAAAUCGCCGCCAGUUACCCUAAAGGGAGGCAUAUGCCACCGGAGGACAUCGGCUCCAGUUUCUACCCUGAGCUCGGUCCGUACAGCUCGAGAGAUCCGGAUCUAUUGGAGUCACACAUGGAGCAGAUUGGAGCGGCUGCUGCAGGGGUGCUGGUUCUGUCCUGGUAUCCUCCGGGCCUGGCCGAUGACAACGGGGAGCCCACAGAGGACCUGGUGCCGGCCGUCCUAGACGCUGCUCACAGACACAACCUCAAGGUUGCAUUUCACCUCCAGCCUUACAGAGGGCGGAGCGACCACAGUGUCCAUGACAACAUCAAGUAUAUCAUCGACAGGUACGGGGACCACGGAGCCUUCUACAAGUUCACCUCUAGCACGGGGAAUAUCCUGCCUCUCUUCUACAUUUAUGACUCGUAUCUGACCCCGCCCGAGAACUGGUCCGACCUGCUCCACACCACGGGCUCCCACAGCCUGCGUGGCACGCCGUAUGACAGUGUCUUCAUCGCCCUCAUCGUGGAGGAGCGCCACAAGCAUGACAUUCUUGCCGGUGGUUUCGAUGGCAUGUACACGUACUUCGCCUCCAACGGGUUCUCUUUUGGUUCAUCCCACCAGAACUGGAAGGCGGUCAAGGCGUUCUGCGACGGUAACAACCUGCUAUUUAUACCUAGCGCAGGGCCGGGCUACAUCGACACCGCAGUCAGACCGUGGAACAACCACAACACGCGCAACCGAGUCAACGGCCGCUACUACGAGACAGCCUUGCAGGCGGCGCUGAACGUGCGGCCCGAGAUCAUCACGAUAACGUCGUUCAACGAGUGGCACGAGGGCACGCAGAUCGAGAUGGCUGUGCCAAAAAAGACGGUGACCAGGUUGUAUUUGGAUUACCAGCCGCACCAACCUGAGCACUACCUGGAGCUCACCAGGAGGUGGGCAGAGCAGUUCAACAAGGAGAAAGAGACAUGGCUCAUGUGAACUGGCACUGUGUGUGUGAAAGAGAGAGAAAAAGCACGAGUGACUGUAGAGGUUUAUGAAUGUGUGAGAGACAAGUGCGUGGGAAUUGGACUGGAGAGAAGAAAAAAGAGAGAGAGAAAUGCUCAUUUUAAUUAAUUUAUUAUUUUUUUUUGGGGGGGGGGGCAAAAUUGCAUUAUGUGGUAUAUUUGGGAUAUUCUACAGUUGACUCUUAUGUGCAACAGAAAGCUCCCCGUCCUGCUUGCCAUAUCUCUGCCCUGGAUCUUGCCUCCUGAUAACCUCCAGACAACCCCCAUCCUCGCUACCAGCAUGGAUGGACACGUCAAUAGUCUAAUAUACUGUACACAGCACACUCUGUCCUACUUUGACAAACCACUGUCCAAUGUAACCAUCUGUUUGAUACAAUGCACCCUGGCAUGACUUUUCUUUCUGCACAAUCCUUUUAAGUUUUAAAAUGAUAAUCCCAAUAAAAAUAGACCAGGUGACA